AUUUCGCGCACAUGAAUCAGUCACGUUCAUAUUAUAGUGAAAGGUGCAUUGUUAGUUUCAUGACAGCGCAGUGACUUUACAAAUAAAUAAUGUAUCACGAUUUUCAUUUUUCAAAUUUAGAAUGUGAAGUGCUAACAACAAUGAAAGACAUUUUUCACGAGGAAUUUAUGAUUUCUUCAUUUUUAUAAAGAAUACUUCAAUAAACGCAUGGACAAAUGGCUACAAGAUAGAAAGCUCUGGCUGUUUGGGAGCACACUUCCUUUGCUACCACGAAGGUCGCGUGCCCCAAGUAAGGCUAUGGAAAGAUAUGAAAGACUGGCACGUCUUGGUGAAGGAAGUUAUGGGGUUGUCUUCCAAUGCAGAGACCGACAAACUGGCAAAUUGGUGGCUGUCAAAAAAUUCCAACAGACAGAAGACGAUCCACUUAUUAGGAAGAUAGCCCUUAGAGAAAUACGUCUUCUUAAGAAUCUUAAGCAUCCAAAUCUAAUAAAUCUAUUGGAAGUAUUUAGGAGAAAACGAAAACUACAUUUAGUUUUUGAAUAUUGUGAACACACACUAUUGCAUGAAAUGGAAAGAUAUCCAAAAGGCUGUCCCGAUAUAACGACAAAACAAUUUACGUGGCAAAUUUUACAAGGUGUCGCCUAUUGUCAUCGACUUGGAAUUGUUCAUAGAGAUGUGAAACCAGAAAAUAUUCUCCUAACAUCCGAUGGUAUUAUUAAACUCUGUGAUUUUGGUUUUGCUCGAAUGUUAAGUCCCGGUGAAAAUUAUACGGAAUAUGUUGCAACAAGAUGGUAUCGAGCACCAGAAUUGUUGGUUGGUGAUACGCAAUACGGUACACCAGUCGAUGUUUGGGCAAUUGGUUGUGUUUUCGCUGAAUUAGUAAGAGGAGAAGCUCUUUGGCCUGGAAAAUCUGAUGUCGAUCAAUUGUAUCUAAUUAGAAGAACUCUUGGUGAUCUUUUGCCAAGGCACAUGGCUAUUUUUCAGCAAAAUGAAUUUUUCGCCGGUGUUACUCUACCCACUCCACAGUCAUUAAUUCCACUGGAAAAUACUCUUCCAGAAAAAGCCAGUACUCCAGUGCAGCAGAUUGAUUUCCUAAAAAAGUGCCUGAAUAAGGAUCCAGAAGAAAGAUGGACUUGCGAUCAACUUUUGCAACACAUGUAUUUUGAAAAUUUCCACUUUCAAAUGCCACAAAAUGAGCAGGAUGAAUUUGAAAAAUUGAAAAAGUAUCGCGAGCGAUCUAGAAAUGUAACUUACAAUCAAAUGGUGCUCCCUCAACUUCCUAAAGCUGUGCUGAAUCACAAUCAAAAUGAAAUCCGUCCACGAAGCUCAUCUUUACAUCAGCAAACCUUUGAUCAUUUACCGACUAUCAGAGGCUAAAACAGUCUCAAUUGUACAUUUAUAAAAUGUGUAUUAUACAUAUAUAUAUAUAUUUCCUUAAUCAAAUUUUUUGACUUUAAUGCUUCUUUGUAAUAAAAAAAAAUUGUGUGCUUUCGUUUUUAGCAAUAAUUACGCGAAAAACGCUACACAUUCUCUCCUAACAUUGAGAUUUUUCUCUUUUUAUUUAUAAACCAUUUAUUUACGUCGCUUUACUUUCUGAGUGAUAAUAAAUAAAUUUUUA
Leptopilina boulardi is the source of this 1618-nucleotide messenger RNA. RefSeq names its product cyclin-dependent kinase-like 4. The transcript has 6 exons. Gene Ontology annotation, cellular component: nucleus. The record is from RefSeq and is a predicted model, not a curated record. Gene Ontology annotation, molecular function: ATP binding; cyclin-dependent protein serine/threonine kinase activity. NCBI's taxonomy places the organism in Eukaryota, Metazoa, Arthropoda, Insecta, Hymenoptera, Figitidae. The coding region runs from base 208 to 1377 and encodes 389 amino acids. Gene Ontology annotation, biological process: protein phosphorylation.